This is a messenger RNA of Sabethes cyaneus, 3048 nucleotides long. Its product is annotated as zinc finger protein OZF-like. The record is from RefSeq and is a predicted model, not a curated record. Lineage: Eukaryota; Metazoa; Arthropoda; Insecta; Diptera; Culicidae. The transcript is spliced from 12 exons. Bases 754 to 2457 code for a protein of 567 amino acids. Gene Ontology annotation, molecular function: DNA-binding transcription factor activity; RNA polymerase II cis-regulatory region sequence-specific DNA binding. Gene Ontology annotation, biological process: regulation of transcription by RNA polymerase II.
UCAUCGUGUUGCAAGUAGUAAAAUAAUAUAAUUUUUUCUCAGGCAGUAAAAACUGAGUAAAUUAGAUAUUUUAUGUUGAAUUUACAUUACGAUCAUACUUUAGCUGUCCUCGUGUCACCUAAAUAAGGAUAUCAAACAUAUUUUACAAGUCUUGUACUACAGUGCGCGUUUGUUUAAGCAACAAACUAACGUUAUAUCGUGUACAUAUAAUAUUUAGAAAUUAUAUAAUCAUUAAUCCAAAAUUACAAAACUGAAAAAUCGAACAAUUAUGAAUUUAAUUGUUAGUAAAUAGUAAUAUAAGAACUAAGCGCUUCGAUUAUAGAAUAGCUGUAUGCUAGACAACCAUUACAGAAAACGAAGAAAAGGCAACAUACAAAUGAUGAAUUGUUAAUUAAAGAUAAUAUAUUGUGCAUUGCCGUAAUAAAUAAGUGCUCUUGAAUCGUGCUGUGUGGAAUAUAUAUGAAUGAUUUUUUUGUAAAUCGAAGUUCAAUGUUUCGUUCAAGUAUACAAAUAAUCAAUCCACUUGCUUGUUGCUGUUUGAUCAGCAGUGUAAUCAAAUGAAUAUAGUAUAUGAGUUACGUCUACUAUAUUUCCAGUAAUGGUUCUGCAUAUACUUGACUGUCGGAUAAUUAUCAACACAUUUGUCGGGGCAUCGCCAUAAGAACACACUAGUUCAAAAUUAGUUUUCCUAGUCAUUGGGGGGUCGGGCGACUGCCUGUACCCCCUACGAGCGAGAUUCUAGCUACAAUUAGUAUGUUCGAACAAAUUAAAACAGAACCAAUGGGAUUCUAUACCGCAUAUCCUCCGCCCCAGUCCGGUCAGACAGCGUUAACAACUAGCCGUACCGAUCAAAACCAACAAAGCGUAAUUGCUGUAAACGAAAGUAAAUCUGCAUUCAAUAGCAAUGUACAAGGUAUUGCUACUCAACCAAUAAAUAGUCAUUCCUCCUCUCCGAGCCGAAAUAAGAGACAAACAUGUAAGAUUUGCGGAAAAACUCUAUCUUCUCCUAGCAGUUAUUAUGUACACAUGAAGUUACAUUCAGGAACCAAACCUUUCGCUUGCACUGUGUGCGAAGCUGCUUUCUGCAGGAAACCUUAUUUAGAAGUUCACAUGAGAACACAUACAGGAGAACGCCCCUUUUCUUGUGACGUGUGCCUAAAACGGUUUAGCCAAAAAUCAUCGUUGAAUACCCAUAAGAAAAUUCAUAUGAGAUAUUGGAGCAUUCAUAAACCGUUCCAGUGUAAUCAGUGUAGUGCAUCCUUUGGCCGAAAACCAUAUUUAGAAAUUCAUCUUCGUACUCACUCGGGUGAACGUCCAUUCGUUUGUGACAGAGAAGGUUGCGAUAAAAGGUUUUCCCAGAAAUCGACACUAAACAUUCAUAAACGCGUUCAUGAUCCCAACCACAGACCUUUCAUAUGCGAACAUUGCCCAGCUACGUUUUGUCGGAAGCCAUACCUCGAUAUUCAUAUAAGAUCACAUACAGGAGAAAGACCCUUCGAAUGUUCAACUUGCUUAAAACGAUUCUCGCAGCGAUCCACACUAAACAUUCAUAAGCGUAUACAUACAGGCGAACGUCCGUAUGCCUGUGAUAUUUGUAAUAAAACAUUUGCUGUGAAAAGUUACGUCACAGCUCAUCGCUGGUCUCAUGUUUCGGAAAAACCUCUUAACUGCGAUCGAUGUUCAAUGACAUUCACCAGCAAAUCACAAUUCGCUGUUCACAUCCGAACUCACUCGGCAGGCCAAAAUUUUGAAUGCCGUUUGUGUGGUCGAGCCUUUAUUCGAGACAGUUAUCUGAUAAGACAUAACAACCGAGUGCAUCGAGAUAACCGAAUUAAUGCAAAUCAUGUGAAUGCUACGAUUAAUAGCGUUGCUAUCGGGGAAAUACCUUCGCAAAUUAACGACUCCAGUCCUGGAGAUACGGGCGAUCACAAUAAUCACCAACAGAUUUCUACUCAGCAAAGAGAGUCAUACAAUAGUGCAACAGCACAGCCAUGCAAUUUCAGGUACGCGCCCGAGCUUCAUAUUGCCGAGACACUAUCCUCCGUUUCACAUAUUUCCUCUCCGGAUAUUAGUAACGGACAUAACCUUUCGCCAAAUAUUACACAUUCUAGUCAAGAGCAUGGAAUGCCAUUGUCAUCUAGCAGGAAUAUGAUUAUUAGUGCUGCUGCUCCAAACGUUCAAAUUAAUGACAAUUUAAUUGGACAGGCACGCAUGUCAGAAGAGUUACACGACCGAGAUCACAUUGAAAUGGACCGAGUUCUACACCAUGAACGUUCAACAGAACAUGAAUCUCGUAAUCUCACAGAACGCUUUAUACAAAACGCUGACGGAAUGGCACAGGAUCAUACGAUUGCUAUGCAACAGCAGGAACACCAUCAAGACAUGAUGUCACCAAUUCAACACCUUGUUUCCGAUAAAAACAACAUCCCUGAUCAACUCGAAAGAAAACAUGACUAAUGUAAUCUCGCUGAUAUAAAAUACCACGAUCAACUAUAACUUACUGAAUCAUAGCAAAAUUAUAAUACCAAUUGAAACACGCUGUACAACUAUUGAUGUAUACCAAGUUAGAAAUAGGAAACGGUUUAAAUUUUAGAAAAGUUCAGAAAACAACCGAUCACGUUCAAUGCAUUAUCGCAGUUAUAUAUUAAAAAAAACUCGAUAUGCUCAAUGUAGUAUAUGAUUAACGGUGUACAAUAUAAUUGCACAUAUAACAGUAUGAUUGAAUAUAACAAGUAUAUUAAAUAGUAGUGAUCACAACAUAAAAUAAUGAAAAUUUUUUAUACAAUCCAAGUCGAAGGCAGCGCCAUUGGUAUUCUAGUAACAUGUAUUAUUAGUUGAUGUUUAUUUUAAAUAAUAUAAAGCAAAACAACGUUAUAUGGAACUUCUCUGCGCCAAUAUAGGAGAGAAGCAUUGAAGUAUAGACACCAUAAAGCUUCCUAGAGUAGUCAUUUCCAAAAUGAUGUGAUCCGUAGCUGCCUUCUGCUUUUUAUUUUCGUACAAAAAUUAGCAACCAUUCAAAUGAAUAAAGGAAUGUGUAAUCGCCCGAAC